This is a messenger RNA of Habropoda laboriosa, 1375 nucleotides long. RefSeq names its product tubulin beta-1 chain-like. Gene Ontology annotation, biological process: microtubule cytoskeleton organization; mitotic cell cycle. Bases 1 to 1335 code for a protein of 444 amino acids. The transcript is spliced from 6 exons. The record is from RefSeq and is a predicted model, not a curated record. Gene Ontology annotation, cellular component: microtubule; cytoplasm. Gene Ontology annotation, molecular function: structural constituent of cytoskeleton; GTPase activity; GTP binding. Lineage: Eukaryota; Metazoa; Arthropoda; Insecta; Hymenoptera; Apidae.
AUGAGGGAAAUCGUGCACGUGCAAGUUGGUCAGUGCGGGAACAAGAUCGGAGAGAAGUUUUGGGAGCUGAUCUCGGACGAGCAUGGCUUGAACGCGGACGGAAUAUUUUCCGGCGAUUCCGACCUCCAAUUGCAACGAAUGAACGUAUACUUCGUGGAGGGUCCAGUCAAUAGGUUUGUCCCGAGAGCUGUUCUGGUCGAUCUCGACCCGGCGAGUCUGGACGACGUGCUGUCCGGCCCGUUCGGGAGACUGUUCAAGCCGGAGAACUUUGCCGCGGGUCGCGCCGGCGCCGCGAACAAUUGGGCGAAAGGUUACUACACCGAGGGCGCCGAUCUGGCGGACCUCGCGUUGGAUCUGAUCCGCACGGAAGCCGAGGGCUGCGAUCUGAUGCAAGGCAUUCAAAUGGUCCAUUCGGUGGGCGGCGGGACCGGGGCAGGGAUGGGCGCGUUGCUGAUGGGCAAAUUGAAAGAAGAAUACCCGGAGAGGAUCGUGAAGGCGUACAGCGUGUUGCCGUCCUCGGAGAUGUCGGACGUGGUGGUGGAACCGUACAACGCUGUACUCAGCCUGAGCAGAUCGAUCGAGUGCACCGACCAAACAUACUGUGUGGACAAUCGAGCGAUGAGCUACAUCUGCACGCACGUUCUCAAGCUCGCCACACCGACGUUCAGCGACGCGAAUCGUCUGAUAUCCGGCUGCAUGUCCGGCAUCACCACUUGCUUCAGAUUUCCCGGCCAAUUGAACACCGAUUUGAGGAAGCUGCAGGUGAACUUGGUACCGUUCCCCAGACUUCACUUCUUCGUUCCCGGAUACGCUCCUCUCUUCUCCAGGGCUGCCGCGCCGUACAAGGUCCUCUCCGUUCCGGAACUCGCGCAGCAGUUGUUUCACGCGAACAGCAUGUUCGUCUACUGCGACCCGAAAAUGGGGAAAUUCCUCACUCUGGCUGCCAUCUUCAGGGGUAGAAUGUCGAGCAAGCGCGUGGACGAGCAGAUGCUGAGCGUACGGAACAAAAACAGUCCGUAUUUCGUCGAGUGGAUCCCGAAUAACGUUCAAACCGCGAUGUGCGACAUCGGACCGCGGGGACUAAGCAUGAGCGCCAGCAUGAUAUCGAACACGACGGCGAUUCACGAGCCGUUCAAACAGCUGGCGCACGUGUUCGACGGCAUGCUGAAGAAGAAGGCUUACCUGCACUGGUACACCGCCGAGGGAAUGGACGAGAGCGAGUUUACGGAUUGCCGUGGGCUGAUGCAGGAUCUCGUGUCCGAGUAUCAACGUCAACAGGAAGCGGCGGCGGAAUCGAAGGGGGAUGAUGAUGAUGAUGAUGAUAGGUGGUGGUAGUAGUAGUAACAGUAGCAAUAGUGGUAGUAAGUAGUAGUAG